UUUAUACAGCUACAGCCAAACACAUUUCAGAGGACAUUCGAAACGGAAAUCAAGUCUGACUGUUCAAGUUUAGGUAAAAAGGUUUACAGAGGAUGAGACCAAUACACCUGGUACUGCUCACUCUAGCAGUCAUCACGUCUGACACCGUCGCUCAGGUCGUGAAUGUCACGUGUUCCACUGGACUAUAUCCUCCAGACCCAAAGUCAAAGGUCACUGAGACUUACGUGAUCGACCUUGACCUUCCACCAAGUCAGCGCUGGAAUGAGCUGGCCAAAGCUAAACGCUUUCAGAUGCAGUCUUUAGUUGAUAGCUUCAUCACAUUUCUUGAAGACUUUGGAACAAUUGGCCAGGACAUUGUCAAUCUCAUAGACAAAGAAGGGGUAGAUCUUCUCAACGGUCUACCAGUUACAUUCGCAGAGGAGAUUAGAGGAAUUUCUCUUGCCAGUGGGAUGAAUAUAGGUCAAGUAGUCUUGUAUAAUUUGUUCUACGAAUUCUCUGAUUUCUGCACAUCCAUUAUCUCUGAAGAUCUAAGCGGAGAAUUAUUUCACGCAAGAAACUUGGAUUUCGGAUUAUUUUUUGGCUGGGAUAUUAAAAACAAAACUUGGGAGAUGACAGAAAAAUUACGUCCCCUGAUUGUCAUGCUCGAUUGGCGGAGGAACGGCCAGACAGUGUUCAAGUCGGUCAGCUACGCUGGUUACACAGGGAUUCUCACAGCGGUCAAACCAAAACUAUUUACACUGACAAUCAAUGAAAGGGGAGAUAAACAUGGCAGUGGUUAUAUCGGCAUUUUGAAAUGGUUGCUAGGAGACCGAAAUGAGACAUGGCUGGGUUUCUUGACUAGGAAUGUGCUAGAGAAUGCAUCCGGUUUUACUCAAGCCAAGACAAUGCUGGAGAACACGGUGAUGCUCGCCCCUGCUUACUUUAUACUAGGGGGAAACAAAUCUGGAGAAGGCGUUGUUAUUACCAGAGAUAGGGUGGACAACCUGGACACGUGGACAAUGAGGAAUGCGUCCAUCUGGUACAUUCUGGAAACCAACUAUGACCAUUGGAACCCUCCACCUUUUAUAGAUGACCGCAGAACACCUGCGCAUACAUGCAUGCAGAAGAUGGGUCAAAUUAAUGUUGGUUUCUCUGGUUUGUUUAAUGUGUUAUCAACGAGGCCGGUUCUAAAUAAGGGUACAACCUACACCGCCCUUAUGAGGGUCAGCACAGGACAGCUGGAGACAUACAUACAAAACUGUCAGGACCCCUGCCCUCCAUGGUAGACAUGCACUUGAUGGGACUGCAUGGCUCGUUGACUUGGCCUAAUGGGGCGGCAUUUUGUUAUUAAGUUAUCUUAUUUCAUCUCAGAGUAUCAUUGGAUAUUUGCUAAAUUCAUCUUUUGUAUAUAGUUCUUUAUUACUAGAUCUAUUGUAUGAAAUAAAACAAUUCAUCAACGUAAUAUUUACAUUUGUUUGUGUGUUUAUUUCCUGAAUUUUAAAUCAUUCUAAGACAUCAGUUAGGCCAGAUUCACAUCUAACUUCACAGUCACUUUCACCUAUCCCUUGGUCUGCUGGACCGUUGGGGCACCAUACGAGAUCUGUCAACCUUCUUUCUCCAUUCUUCUCUGUCAUUUGCCUUUGAUAGAAUUUCAUUCUGAUAUUUAAACUUGUCUUUUUAGGUGGACCACUUCUGGGGCCGAUACGGCAAAGUUUCCAUUCAUGUAAAAUAAAUAUAUCUUCGUCUAUGCAGUUAGAUCUAGGAUCUUGUAUGCAAAGCAAAAAAAUGCGUAUUAAAAGUAGAUUUACAUGCUUGACUAACCACGGUAAUGUGUAUCUUCUCGCCUGACCACUCAACACACAACAAACACUAUCGCUUGGUUGUCUUGUCAUGACCGACUACACGUAGUCUCGACUAGCCUUACACUGACCAGUUUGUUCGAAUCAGUCCCAGGGCCUGUCCAAGAGAUUGCGGGGCCCUAGGCGAAACGGAUGGAGCGGGGCCUAUUCUGGGUUGUGAUAAAGAUAAUAAGUGAAAAUUAAGAUUUUGUAUUAGAAAAUAAAUUCGUCUUUGCAUUUUAUUCAUUCUUUACUUAGUACAAAACCACUGUCAAAUUAAUUUUAUGAGCCAUCAACAGUAGAUAGUCGUUUUUCCAACAAAAAGCCGAUCAACAUUCAGAUCUGCCUUUUAGAUUUCUACUAUCGACUAUCAAAAUAUCGCUUUUGUUGUUUCUUUUAAAGAUAGAUUUAGAGCAUUGACUAUGUAACAUACCGUCUAUGAUUUAGAACUAUUUUUGUAUGCCAGUGACUAUUAAAGUAACUUAAGAAUU
Messenger RNA from Biomphalaria glabrata, 2308 nucleotides. RefSeq names its product acid ceramidase-like. Lineage: Eukaryota; Metazoa; Mollusca; Gastropoda; Planorbidae. Gene Ontology annotation, molecular function: fatty acid amide hydrolase activity; N-acylsphingosine amidohydrolase activity. Gene Ontology annotation, biological process: fatty acid metabolic process. The transcript is spliced from 13 exons. The record is from RefSeq and is a predicted model, not a curated record. Gene Ontology annotation, cellular component: lysosome. Bases 93 to 1265 code for a protein of 390 amino acids.